Molecule: messenger RNA, 1248 nt
Organism: Monosiga brevicollis MX1
Lineage: Eukaryota; Choanoflagellata; Craspedida; Salpingoecidae
Exons: 5
Coding region: 1-1248 (415 amino acids)
Biological process (GO): GPI anchor biosynthetic process
Cellular component (GO): membrane; glycosylphosphatidylinositol-mannosyltransferase I complex
Molecular function (GO): alpha-1,4-mannosyltransferase activity; GPI mannosyltransferase activity
Source: RefSeq, a predicted model, not a curated record
AUGGUGACGGGAAGAGGGUCUGGGACCGGUGGCCUGGCUGCUCCAAGCCAAAUCCGGUCCCGCUUGCCCAAUACGCUGGUUGCCCUGUUUGGGGCGGCAGCGUUGCUUCGGAUCGGUCUGAUUGCUUACAGUGACUAUCAAGAUCGCCAUGCAGCUGUCAAGUAUACAGACAUUGACUAUGUCGUCUUUUCAGAUGCGGCCGAGCAUGUGGCGGCUGGGCGUUCUCCCUACGAUCGAGCAACCUAUCGCUACACCCCGUUGCUGGCCUGGUUCCUUGUGCCCAAUCUGGCCUGUCCAUGGUUUGGCAAAGCUCUUUUCGCUGCUUGCGACCUUCUAAUCGCAGCCAUUCUCUAUCAACUAGCCUCUGCAGCGAGUGACCAAACCCAAUCGCUCAAUGGCGGCCGCUUCUGGCUCCUGGUAGCCUGGCUGUUCAAUCCCGUGGUCUUUGUCGUUUCCACCCGCGGUUCUGCCGAAUCCCUCAUUGUUCUUGCCGUCCUGGCCAUUCUCCUGAUGGCCAGCCUGCGCCGCGCUGCUUGGACCGGCUUGGCCCUAGGCUUGGCCAUCCACCUCAAACUAUUUCCCAUCAUUUAUAGCCUACCCCUCUUCUUGUACUUUGGUCCCCGAGGUCGACCGCGAGGGGUGGUUGCCACGGCGGCUCGGCUCUGGCCUUCAACAUCCGACCAGUGGUGGCUCAUCUCCACCACUGGCGUAUCCCUUGCUGGUCUCACGCUCGUCUUUUGGAUCGGAUAUGGGAAUGAAUUCCUCUUUGAGGCUUACGGCUACCACUUUGUGCGCACAGACAUCAAGCACAAUUUUUCCGCCUACUUUUAUUUCAAUUAUCUGACUGCCCUGAACCCCCACGAAUCGGGCAUCGCACUUCUGGCUGGCCUCAUUGGGUUUCUGCCUCAGGCCGGAGUGCAGCUGGCAGCUGCUCUGGCGUUGCACCGAGACUUAAUAGCUUGCUUCUUCGUUCAGACACUCACUUUCGUGGCUCUUAAUAAGGUCUAUACAUCCCAGUAUUUCCUUUGGUAUCUACCUUUGGGGUUGCUGCAUUUCAUCCGCCUGUCCCCGUGGCGCUGGCAAUGGGCGAUGGGGCUCUGGCUAGGCGCGCAGGCCAUCUGGCUCGGAAGUGCCUAUCUGCUCGAGUUCCAGGGGCUGAAUGUUUUCUCUGCAGUUCAUUUGGCAAGCCUAGGCAUGCUGGUCAUGCAUGUGAGCGUGAUGUGGUUGGCCCUUGCUCUUCGUUCUUAA